GAAUAUUAACAAAAUUACUGUUGUAUUCGGACGUGUCCAUAAGAUCAUCGCACAUUACAUUCCUAAUUACAUUAAUAGUAGUGGAUAACAGUACUACCGGCCGAUCAGCUGUUACACUCGUACACAUCACACACACUAUUAUAAUUGCUUGCCAGUUGUCUAAACAUAAAAUUGUAGAUAAUUGAUCUUUAUGGCUACUCAAUCUAUAUUUGAUAGAUUUACAAAAUAUGGUGCAAAAAUUAAAUGAAGACGAUUAUAAUAAUGUUUUGAAUACAUUUAAUUAUGUAUUUCAAAAAUUAAUUGAGGACGCUAAAGAUUGUCCUGAAGAAAGCGAGUUUUUUAUAAGUGAUUCGACGAUAACAGAAUAUAUAGAUAAAGGUGGUAUGGACAGUCUUAGUUCAUUGCAAAAUGAAAUAACCAAAGAUGUUCUAAAAUUUAUUAACAGAAAUUAUAAUGAAUUGCCAUGGUCUAGUCUAAAACUAAAAAUAUUAACAAAAUCUAUAUUGUUCAUGAGAAAUUUAAUGGAACCAACAACUAUUGAGCGUAUGAUGAAAACAUAUAAUGUUCAAGUCUCUUGGGGUGCUACUCGUACCAAUAUAGAUAAAUUUUAUGAAGAAACUAAUAACUUAUUAUGGAGAUCAAAUAAAUUCCAUCCUCACAAGAUAUACUUUAAUGCUGUUUUUAGUUUUUUGAAAAUCAUCAUGUUAAGAUUAACUUGGAAACAUUUGUUGUACCUCAAACAUCAACAAGAAAGUAAUAUUACUUUUCUUCUUGUUAAAUGGAUUUUUAUUUUAAAUAAUUUUUCAUAUACAUUACAUUUGAAAAAUGACCUUGUAAUUGAUACAGUGACUCAAAAACUAAACAAUUAUAAAGAACAUAACACAAAUACUAAUGAAUAUAUAGAAAUGUUAAUAAGAAGUAUAAAAUUAUUCUUGAAAAGUCUUUGUGAAGGGUUAGGCUGUGAUGCGACUUCAAAUCCAAUCCUCAAUGGAAAUGAAUCAAAUCCGUUCAAUAAUGACAAAUUUAAAUCACAACCAGAUCAUGACAUUAACAGUUUUUUAACCAUCAAUUAUUACAGUAUAGCGUAUGGACAUGAUUUUAUAAAUUAUAUCAGUUACAUUUUUUAUGAAGAUAGUAGGGAUACUAUUUUUGCUUUUAUUAAUUAUAUUGAAGAAAUGACUAAAUUUAAUCCAUUCGGUGGUAUUUAGAUAUCUAAAUAAGGUUAGAAAUUAUAAAGAGUAAUUUAAAAACUAUCAAGAAUUUUUUAUGCCAUAUCUAAAAAAAUAAUUUGCAAGAAUUUAUUUUUCUUUCUUAAAAUAACUAAUUAAAUUUCAUUUAUAUAAAUUUAACUAACUAUUAUGAAGAAAUAAUAAAUUUAAAA
Daktulosphaira vitifoliae (grape phylloxera) is the source of this 1381-nucleotide messenger RNA. RefSeq lists its product as uncharacterized. Bases 228 to 1208 code for a protein of 326 amino acids. The record is from RefSeq and is a predicted model, not a curated record. NCBI's taxonomy places the organism in Eukaryota, Metazoa, Arthropoda, Insecta, Hemiptera, Phylloxeridae. The transcript is spliced from 4 exons.